Ochlerotatus camptorhynchus is the source of this 3541-nucleotide messenger RNA. RefSeq lists its product as uncharacterized. Lineage: Eukaryota; Metazoa; Arthropoda; Insecta; Diptera; Culicidae. The record is from RefSeq and is a predicted model, not a curated record. The transcript has 8 exons. Gene Ontology annotation, molecular function: metal ion binding. The coding region runs from base 298 to 3327 and encodes 1009 amino acids.
CUUGGAUUCGAUCGUCGAUUGGCCAUUUUUCUAAUCCCGCGGUGGACCGUGUGUUCGAUUUUAGUGCAAAUUCGUUUCCUGUUUUCUCGUUAAAAAUCUGAUCUGUUUUACCUUUGUUGUGUGCUUGCUUCAACUGCUGUGAAAAUUUCCCGUAUUGGAACUGUUGCCGUUUGCUUGGUUCCGCUUUGUUUGCUGCUGCUCCAUAACUCACUGCAGCAGUACUGUUUGCUCCGUCAGCAGGAGGGGGAGUACUUUCCGCAGGAUUCGACUGGUAGUUGUUUGGUGGGCACCGGCACGAUGACGUUCAAGUUAAUUAGCAGCGCUAAGGCUAACGGGGUUAUUCCGGUUCGCAAGUAUCGUUCGGAACGUACAGGAUUGACCGUCAUCGUAGGUGAAGUGGAAGGUCCGCUUGUGAAUGGAUACUUUGCGCUGGCAACGGAGGCGCACGAUGACGAUGGUUUGCCGCAUACCUUGGAGCAUUUGAUAUUCUUAGGUUCGGAGAAAUAUCCCUACAAAGGCAUUCUGGAUCUGGUUGCUAAUCGGUGCUUGGCAUCCGGGACGAAUGCCUGGACCGAUACCGAUCAUACUUGCUACACGAUGACAACGGCCGGAAGCGGAGGUUUUCUGUCAUUGCUACCGGUUUAUUUGGAUCACAUUCUUUAUCCGACUCUGACGGACUCUGGCUAUGCAACGGAAGUUCAUCACAUCUCCGAGGAUGGGGAAGAUGGAGGAGUGGUUUACUGUGAGAUGCAAGGGCGGGAGAAUACUGGUGAAUCACGGAUUCAUCUGGAUAUGCUUCGAGCUAUUUAUCCGAACUGCGGGUACAGUUCGGAAACCGGUGGAAUCAUGAGUAAUUUGCGAACCAGUACUAACAACGAGAAAGUUCGCGCCUAUCAUGCUGGGUUCUAUCGUCCGGAUAAUCUUCACGUCAUUAUUACCGGUCAGAUUGAACCGGAGGACAUUUUCAAGGCAUUAGAACCGAUUGAAGAUAAGAUCAUCUCCAAAGGAGAAUUACCGGCUUUCGGUCGUCCCUGGCAAACACCGGUAGCUCCGUUAGCUGAGUCGAAGGACACUAAAAUCGUCUACCCAGCGGAUGAGGAAGAUUGUGGACUGGUGAAUGUGGGAUGGCGUGGACCCAAGGCUACCAACGAAUACGAGGAGUUGACCGCAUGCUCCGUCCUCUUGCGUUACCUGUCGGAUACAUCGGUCAGUCCGUUGCAGCGUGAGUUUGUUGAAAUUGAAAAUCCUUUUGCCAGUCGAGUGGGAUAUAACAUUGCCGAGAACUCGGAAUCGUUGCUGUACAUUUCAUUCGAAAAUGUACCGCUGGACAAGGUGGAUGCCAUUCACGGGAAGCUCAAGCAGGUGCUGGAAAAGUUGGGCAAGGGAGAGGAGAAAAUCGACAUGAAACGCAUGGAAAGUGUGCUGGAGAGGUACAUUUUGGAAUCGUUGAGCAACUUGGAAAGCAAUCCGCACGAUAACGUGGCAUUCCACGUUAUCGGAGAUGUUCUGUAUGGAGUCGAGGAACAGGACUUUGAUAACCGCUUGAACUCGAACCGAUGUCUGCAGACACUGAAGGCGAAGCCGGAGGACUUCUGGGUUGGUCUGCUGAAUAAGUACCUUGUAGAUGGAAAGUACGUCGUGGUUCGUGCCGUUCCCAAUAUCGAUGAGCAGAAACGAUCGGCCAAGGAGGAAAUGGAUCGUAUCGAGCAACAGCGAGCCACUCUGGGCGAGGAAGGUUUGGCCCAAAAGGGCAAAGCGCUGGCCGAAGCCAUGGCUGCCAACGAAGUGCCACCACCGGACGAGAUGUUGACUUCGAUUCCGGUUCCUUCGACCGAUGGUAUCAAAUUCCACCCGGUGCAGAUCUUCAAGGCGACGGAUGGGAAGAAUCCACCCGGGUUGGACCUACAGAAACUGCCAGUGUACGCCGAGGCGUACCAUUUGCAUACCAAUUUUUGCUAUAUCAUGGUUACCAUGAAUACGGAACCUGUCGAACCAGAACUUCGUCCAUAUUUGCUCCUGCUGAUGGAGCUGCUCACGGAAUCUCCCAUUCGUCGGGGUGAUGAGUUGAUUCCGUACGAGGCGGUCGUUGCUGCACUCGAAUCGGAUACCAUCGAAACCGAGGCACGGUUGGGUAUCGAAACGAGAAGCCGCUUCAGCCUGGGUCCGUUUGCCAACAGUGCCACGCUGUGUAUGCAGGUCGUACGGGGCAAGUACGAAACCGGUAUCAAUUGGAUUGCAGAGCUGUUGCACAAAACCGAAUUCACCCCGGAUCGAGUCAAGGUUUGCGCAUCGAAAAUGGUGAAUGAUGUGGCUCAGGCCAAGCGGGAAGGUAAUUCCAUCGUUAGGGAUUUGCUGAAGGCUAUGUAUUAUGAAAAAGAUAGCAACAUGCGCGUCAGUUCGCUUCUCAAGCAGCAAAAGUUCUUGAGCACGUUGAUCGAACAGCUGGAUAGCGAACAGAGCGCUGAAAAGGUAAUUAACAAGUUGAACAAAGUGCGUGAGACUAUUACAAGACCGGAGAAUCUCGGAUUGCACAUUGCGGCCGAUUGGGAGGAGAUGGCUAUGCUUCAGUUCGAUUUGGAGGCACCCUGGGCGAAAUUAGUUCCAUCGAAGGGUGCUUCAGAGAAACAGCUUAUUGUUAUCCCUGACUGGAAAUUGAUGAACAUGGACGGCAAUCUGGUUGACUCCACCGGUGUUGUAGUUGGAUUGGGAAGCGUCGAAAGUGCCUUCCUUUAUCAAAGCUCGAAAGCCAUUACCGACUUCAACGACGAGGAUCUGGCUCCUUUGCUGUUGUUCUUGCAGUAUCUAACUCAGCUCGAAGGACCCCUAUGGCGUCAAAUUCGAGGUCAAGGAUUCGCCUAUGGAUACAACAUCGUUCCCCGACCUAACGAAGGAUUGCUCUACUUUACGUUAUAUCGUGCAACUAAUGUGGUUGCUGCCUACAAAGAAGCCAAGUCAAUUACUGAAAAGCAACUGCAACCGAACGCGGAAUGGGACUCGACCCUGCUGGAAUCGGCCCGGAGUUCGAUGAUUUUCGAAAUCAUCGCACGGGAAAAGAGCAUCGGAAACGUGGUGGUGCAGUCGUUCUUGUCAAGCUUUAAGCAGGUAUCGGCUGGCUACAACCAGGCACUGGUUCGACAGAUCUGCAAGGUCAGUGAAGCCGAUUUGGCCCGGGUCGGCUCCAAAUAUGUGAAGCAGUUGUUUUCGUCCGAAGCCAGAACGGCGAUUGUUUGCCAUCCGGAUAAAGCAGCGGACAUUGCAUCCACUUUCAACCAGCUCGGUCACAACCUGAAGGUGGAGCACAGUUUGGAGGGGAGCAUCCUGGCCUAGGUAGUGUUUGUGUAAGUUUUUUUUUUUUAAAUACCUACAUUGCGUCAGUCAGCUUUUGUCGAUUUUGUGGCAUUUCGUUAGAGAAUAUAUUAAUUGUAGGUAUUUGUGUUUAGAAAUGAACGGUAGGUGUGGUAGUAUUUGCGACCGUCUAUUACGUACUGUUUUCGAAGUCAGUUGAUACAGCGACUUGAAAUAAACUUAGUUGAUAAAGCAA